GCAGGUCAUCUCGGAGUACAAGCACGGAUUGAAGAAGGACUUCAGGUUUGGUGCAAUUACAUUGGCGCCGUCUGUGGGAAACGAACUGAAAGCUUUCUAGUUGCUCUUUCAUCAUGGUUCACACUCGAUCAGUCCGAGCUGGUAAUUCAUCUUUGCCUCAUGGGCAAGGUCAACCACCCAACACCCUUCCACCUCUGAUCCCACCUCAAAUCCAACCUCGACUUCCACCUCAAGUCCCAAUCAUAUUCCCUCCUGUUGAUCAGGCAGAAGGAGGAGAUGAAAACCAACCCCAUAUCUCAGCUCACAAUUCAACUUCCACUGCCAACCAAGACGUGGUGACAGCUCAGCUUGCUGCCAUGCAGCAACAGUUUGGUGUUUUUCAGUUGAAUCCUCAACCGGUUCAAUCUGCUCCCGCUGUUAGUGAAUCUCAAGGUCAAUCCCACAUAGCACCUGCUCAACAACCCAUCCCUGAUGAUGUUACUCGCCGUCUCGAUAGCCUGGAAAAGCUAGUAGCCGAACACCGAGGUGCUCCACCCCCACACCAUGCUGCUGAUUCUAUACCUCACCCUUUGAAUACCAACAUUACUCUAGAACCCUAUCCUGCUGGUUUCAAAAUACCACAAUUGGAGACAUAUGACAGGACGAAGGACCCCGAUGAUCACCUGCAUGCUUUCUACUCUUGUAUGCAAGCUCAGAACGCUUCUGACGCGUUAAUGUGCAAAAUCUUCCCCUCUACUCUGCGAGGUAAUGCUCGAACUUGGUAUUAUAGUCUACCUCCGAGGUCAAUUAGUUCUUACACAGAAAUGGCAUCUACCUUUGCCACUAAGUUUUCCAGUAGAAGGUUGAUUAGGAAAACUACUACUGAAUUGAUGCAAGUUAAACAGAGGGACGGAGAGUCUCUAAAGAACUACAUGAGCAGGUUCAAUGAUGCGGUGUUGGAGGUUAAUUCCUUCGACCAAGCUGUGGGCAUCGCAGCUGUGAUCUCUGGUCUCAAACAUGACAGGUUCCGGGACAGUUUGAUCAAACAUGCUGCCACCACCUUUAGCGAGGUAAACGACAAAUCUCUGAAAUUCAUAACGGCUGAGGAAUACGCCUUGGCGCAAAACCCACCUUCCUCUAAGAACCAGAACCCAGAAUGGAGAGAUGACAAUCCGAGCCGGAAAAGGAUGAGAAUGGCGCAGAACCAAGGUCCGAUGUUGACCUCCCCAACGAGAUUCGAAAGGACGAACUCAACACCUUCGCAACAAUCUGUAGGUAAACCUCCAGUUAAUUGGACUCCCUUUAAUUUGCCGAGGUCACAAAUUUUUAUGCAGAUCAAGAAUAAAAUGGAUUUAAGGCUUCCUGGCCCGAUGAAAACUGCUGCUGCCAGUCGAGACCACACCAGAUAUUGUGAUUUUCAUCAAGAUCACAGCCAUACUACAGAGCAGUGUAACAGUUUAAAGUCUGAACUGGAAAAUUUAGCUCAGAAGGGAAUGCUGAACGAGUAUGUUCAGAGAACUGAACAGCCGAGGUUUAUCAGAGAACAGAGGCCGCAGCCUCAAGGAGUCUGCAAUCCUCCAAAUAGGCAAGGUGUAGGAUAUCAGCAAGCCCCACCUCCACUCCCACCACCAGCUAGAAUCAUACAUAUGAUUACGGGAGGCCUUGAAGCAGGUGGACUGAGCUCUAAGCAGCGAAAGUUGUAUGUUAGGGAGGUUAAACAUCAAAACCGAGCUCAGAAGCGGAAGAUUGACGAUGCUGAGUGGAAAAAUCAGCCCAUUACUUUCACGUCUGCUGAUCUCGAUACAGUUGUCACACCCCACAACGAUCCCUUGGUCACUUCUGUCAUGAUUAACAACUGUGAAGUACAGCGUGUCCUUGUUGACACCGAGAGUGCACCAAACAUCAUGUACUUCCACUGUUUCGAGAGUCUGGGAUUAGAUCCAGCAUUGUUGCAGAAAUAUGAUGGUCCUAUCUAUGGUUUCAACAACCAACUUGUUCCGGUAGAAGGAGUUCUUACUCUACAUGUGGCUUUUGGGAGUGGCAGGACCUAUGUGACCCCGUCGGUCCGGUUCCUCGUAGUAAAGAUGGUGUCCUCUUUCAACAUUGUUAUUGGCCGACCCACACUGACUGAAAUCCGAACUGUAGUUUCCCAGUCUCACCUCUGUAUGAAGUUCCCAACUCCUAUGGGAAUAGCAACACUGCGAGGAAACCAGGAGGUGGCCAGGCAUUGUUAUAUCACCUCGGUAACACAACCCAUGAAAGGCAAAGCUCAGACACCCGAGGCCAUUCCUCAGCAAAUUCCUGAUAAUCAGCAAGUUAUGGGUGUUGAGAUCGUAGAUAAUCGACCGGAAGAUGAAACCAGAGCUGCUCCGAUCGAAGAUGUUGAAGAAGUGCUCAUUGAUGACAGAGAUUUGAGCCGAAAGACGCAAAUCGGAACUAGACUGAACCCAGAGGAAAGGGCAGAGCUGAUAGCUUUUCUUCAAGCUAAUAAUGAUGUAUUCGCAUGGACUUCGGCAGAGAUGCCAGGAAUUCCAAAUUCAGCUAUUAAAGACGAGGUAGAGAAGCUCUUACAGGCUGGUUCUGUCAGGAAAGUUGAUUACUGCGAAUGGGUGGCUAACCCAGUUCUGGUGAAGAAGGCAAAUGGCAAAUGGCGAAUAUGCAUUGAUUACACAAAUCUUAACAACGCCUGCCCUAAGGAUUGCUAUCCAAUGCCGAGCUUUGACAAACUAGUUGAAGCAGCUUCAGGCAAUGAGAGGUUAAGCCUCUUGGACGCAUAUUCGGGGUAUCACCAGGUGCCAAUGGCUCCAGAAGACGAAGAGAAAACCGCGUUCUAUGCUGGCGAUGAAAUUUAUUGUUAUGUCAUGAUGCCGUUUGGCUUGGAAAACGCAGGUGCUACUUAUCAGAAAAUGGUAACCAUUGUCUUCCACGCUCAGAUUGGCAAGAAUCUAGAGGUAUAUGUUGACGACAUUGUGGUAAAGAGCCUAAAAGUAGAAGACCAUCUCUCCGACCUCGACGAAACCUUUAACAACCUUAGAAAGAACAGGAUGCGAUUGAACCCAGCCAAAUGCAUCUUCGGAGUGGAGUCCGGGAAAUUUCUAGGUUUCAUGGUGUCCCGAAGGGGAAUUGAGGUCAAUCCAGAGAAGAUCAGAGCAAUUGCCGAGAUGGAACCGCCGAAAUCAGUGAAGGAUAUACAGAGGCUGACUGGAAGGGUGGCAGCUCUGCAUCGGUUCAUAUCGAAGUCAGCAGAUAAAUGUCUGCCAUUUUUCAAAAUUAUGAGCUCACCGCCUCUGUUGACUAAGGCUGUAGAUGGAGAACUUCUUUACUUGUACUUGGGGAUUUCAGACGAGGCUAUUAGUUCAGUUCUGGUGAGAGAAGAAGCUAGGCAGCAGAAACCAAUUUAUUAUAUCAGCAGCGUGCUGCAUGGAGUAGAACUGAGGUAUCAUAUAGCUGAGAAAGCAGCAUUAGCAGUCGUCACUUCGGCCAGAAAGUUGAGGCCAUAUUUCCAGUCACACCCAAUUAUAGCUCUCACCGAUCAACCUCUCAAGCAGAUUCUGCAGAAACCAGAGUGCUCUGGAAGAUUAAUUAAGUGGGCAGUAGAACUGGGAGAGUUUGAGAUAAAGUUUCAGCAAAAAUCAGCCAUCCGAGCUCAAGCAUUAGCAGAUUUUAUUGUUGAAUGCACUCCAUGUCCUUCAACCUCUAAUCUAGAGUCCAACGAGUGGACCUUAUAUGUUGACGGAGCAUCUAGUACCAAGGGCUCAGGGGCUGGCGCUCUCUUGAUUGGUCCAGAGGGAUACCGAAGCGAACAUGCCCUGAAUGACUCCCAGUUGGUGGUAAACCAAAUUAACUCAAUCUGUAAAGUUGUUGAUCCUGUGAUGGUGAAGUACGUUGCCUUGGUGACCGAGUUGAAGUGCAAAUUCCAGAAAUUAUGUCUGAGUAAAAUUCCCCGAGCUGAGAAUGAGCAGGCAGAUUUACUCUCCAAGUUCGCCUCUGAUGGCUCUUUAAGUUCCAGAUCCAUUUUUGUGGAAGUCUUAGAUGAACCAAGCUUCAUGAAGCCUCGGAUAAUGGAGAUUAGCACAAACCCUGACACACCAAGCUGGACUGACUCAAUUAUCUCCUUUUUGCAAGAUGGAAUAGUGCCUGAGGAAAGGCAAGAGGCAAUGAAGUUGAGGAAGAAAGCAUCUCGGUAUACACUUGUUGAUGGGGUCCUUUAUAAGAGAUCUUUUUCACUUCCCCUUCUGCAAUGCUUGAAUCCUUAUGAAGCCGAGUAUGCACUUCAGGAAGUACAUGAAGGUGUCUGUGGGAGCCACGUUGGUGCUAGAACUCUGGCUCACAAAGUCUUAAGACAGGGAUUUUACUGGCCAAACAUGUAUAAGGAUGCCAUUUACUUUGUUCAGAAAUGUCCGAAGUGCCAAUUCUUUGCACAUCUGACUCACCAACCUGCAGAAGAACUCACGAACUUGGUAGCACCAUGGCCAUUUGCACAGUGGGGACUAGAUCUUUUGGGUCCAUUUGUGAAAAGGGUUGGUGGUGUAACCCAUUUGGUUGUUGGUGUAGAUUAUUUUACAAAAUGGGUUGAAGCUCGGCCUUUAGCUAGUCUUACUUCCAAGAAGUUAUGGGAUCAAGUUGCAGUUCACCUCCGUUUACCAUCCGGAGUCCAAUGGCAUGGUGGAAUCUGUUAACAAAUGCAUUUUGGAAGGAAUAAGGCCGAGAUUGGAGC
Messenger RNA from Rubroshorea leprosula, 4696 nucleotides. NCBI's taxonomy places the organism in Eukaryota, Viridiplantae, Streptophyta, Magnoliopsida, Malvales, Dipterocarpaceae. The record is from the annotation of a GenBank genome assembly.